Molecule: messenger RNA, 6164 nt
Organism: Oryzias latipes (Japanese medaka)
Lineage: Eukaryota; Metazoa; Chordata; Actinopteri; Beloniformes; Adrianichthyidae
Source: RefSeq, a predicted model, not a curated record
AUCAGAUGCUUGUCUGACUGUAGUUGUGGCCUCAUAGCUUCAUAUCUGCUUCACUCUUCCUCCUGUCUGCAUCCCAGCAGGAAUGGUGCGAUCCACCCUCCAUACUCCUGCUGCCAGGGAGGUGUCUUCAUCUCAGUCAUGGAUCAUAACUUUGAUCUAAGGAGGGAACCACGAUGCUCCAGUCUGUUACGGAUUCGCAUGAGAUGUCAAAGGUCGCUCAGGACAACCCAAAUCUUUGAGGGAGCUCUGAUUGAAACAUAACAAGUCCUUGGAGCAAAGCCUGAAGGAGAUUUGGAUUACAGCAGAACAGUUGGAAAUGUUCUCACCUGGAAAAUGAACGUGCAACGUAGAUACAAUCAGAAAGUUUAGAGUUUUGCUUUAAUAACUUUCUGUUGUUACAAGUCGUCGCAUUAUUUUUGUUAUUAUUUUUUUGUUUUAUUUUACGAGGCCAGUGUCUCUCGAACCUUUCAACCAUGACUCUUGCCGCUCGACUCGAGGACUUGGAAGUGACCCUGGAACACAUGCUUAUGGAUGUUUUUAUGACAGAGGGAAGGCGAUGUCAGGUCCAUCUUUUGGAUGACAGGAAGCUGGAACUCCUUGUACAGCCCAAACUGAUGGCAAAGGAUUUGCUGGACCUCGUGGCCUCUCACUUUAACCUCAAAGAAAAAGAGUACUUUGGAAUUGCAUACGUGGAUGAAACGGGCCACUUCAGUUGGCUGCAACUGGACCGCAGAGUGUUAGAGCAUGAAUUCCCCAAGAAGUCUGGUCCCAUUGUGCUCUACUUCAGUGUCAGGUUUUACAUCGAGAGUAUAUCUUAUCUCAAGGACAAUGCUACAAUUGAGCUGUUCUUUCUUAAUGCCAAGUCUAUCAUAUUCAAGGAGCUAAUUGAAGUAGACAGUGAGGUUGUCUUUGAGUUGGCCUCCUAUAUCCUACAAGAGGCAAAAGGGGAUUUCACCAGCAAUGAUGUAACCAGGUCUGACCUGAAGAAGCUGCCUGCUCUGCCCACUCAGGCCUUAAAGGAGCACCCAUCUCUGGCUUACUGCGAAGACAGGGUUAUAGAGCAUUACAAGAAGCUCAGUGGGCAGUCGAGAGGGCAGGCUAUCGUAAAUUAUAUGAGCAUUGUCGAGUCUUUGCCCACAUAUGGAGUACAUUACUAUGCUGUAAAGGACAAGCAAGGGAUCCCAUGGUGGUUGGGUCUGAGCUAUAAAGGCAUCUUUCAGUACGACUACCAAGACAAAGUGAAACCCAGAAAGGUGUUCCAAUGGCGUCAGCUGGAGAACCUUUACUUCAGAGAGAAGAAGUUUUCAGUGGAAGUUCAUGACCCCAGGAGUAGGGCGUCAGUAACGAGAAGGACGUUUGGUCACAGUGGCAUUGCUGUCCAUACCUGGUACGCCUGUCCCGCCCUCAUCAAGUCCAUCUGGGCCAUGGCUAUUAGCCAACACCAGUUCUACCUGGACCGCAAGCAGAGCAAGUCAAAGAUCCACGCAGCACGGAGUUUAAGCGAGAUCGCCAUAGAUCUUACAGAAACAGGAACUUUGAAGACGUCCAAGCUGGCCAACAUGGGCAGCAAGGGAAAGAUUAUCAGUGGCAGCAGUGGCAGCCUUCUCUCCUCAGGCUCUCAGGAAUCGGACAGCUCCCAGACAGCUAAAAAGGACAUGCUGGCAGCGCUGAGGGCCAGGCAGGAAGCUUUGGAGGAAACGCUCAAACAGCGACUAGAGGAACUCAAGAGCAUCUGUAUUAGAGAAGCGGAACUAACAGGGAAGCUCCCGAAAGAAUAUCCUUUAGAUCCAGGGGAGGAGCCCCCCACAGUGAGACGGAAGAUUGGCACCGCCUUUAAACUGGAUGAGCAGAAAAUUCUACCUAAGGGAGAGGAAGAGGAGCUGGAGCGCUUGGAGCGCGAGUUUGCCAUUCAGUCUCAGAUUACGGAAGCAGCCAGGCGUCUCGCCAGCGACCCUCACGUGAGCAGUAAGAAGCUGAAGAAACAGAGGAAGACUUCUUAUCUGAACGCUUUGAAAAAGCUCCAGGAAAUUGAAAACUCCAUCAAUGAGUACCGCAUCCGCUCAGGCAAAAAACCAACGCAGAGGGCGUCCCUUAUCAUCGAAGAAGCCAACAUUUGUUCUGAAGACAGCUCGUUAUCAGAUGCAUUGGUUUUAGAUGAUGAUGAUCCUCAAGUCACAGGUACACCAACGUACUCUCCGGUAGCAUCUCCCCACAAGGGCCUCCCUCCCAGACCACCAUCUCAUAGUCGGCCCCCUCCCCCGCAGUCUCUGGACGGCUUGCGACAUAUGCACUACACGCGCUCAGACUAUGAUAAAUCUCCCAUUAAGCCAAAAAUGUGGAGCGAAUCCUCACUGGAUGAGCCGUAUGAAAAAAUCAAAAAGCGCUCAUCUCACUCCAGCCACAGACGUUUUCCAAGUUCGGGCAGUGCCGACGCCGGGGGCAGUAACUCCCUCCAGAACAGCCCCAUCAGGAACAUGCCUCACUGGAACUCUCAGUCCAGCAUGCCAUCAACCCCGGACAUGAAAGUCAGAACUCCACACUAUGUACAUUCCACCAGGUCAGUGGACAUCAGUCCCACACGUCUGCACAGUCUCUCUCAGCACUUUAGGAACCGCAGCUCCAGCCUUGAGUCUCAGGGUAAACUGCUAGUAUCAGAUCCGGACGCUCACCCGCACACUCUGGGCAGUCCUGACUUCUUCCUUGGUCCAGGACGCAGCUCCAAUGGUUCUGACCCACUGGAUGACUGUUCAUCCUGCACCAGCCAAAGCAGCUCAGAGCAUUACUACCCAUCAGGGGGAGCCCCUGGGAGCAACCCAAACUACUCCACUUUAGGAGAAGACUCGCCCUCUAAAGCGAGGCAGAGGCAGCGUCAGAGGCACAGAUCUGCAGGUCAUUUAGGUUCUUCAAACUCGGGCUCUAUGCCAAAUCUGGCAGCUAAAAACGGUUCUGUUGGAGGAUCAGGAGGAGGUGGGAUAGGAGGAGGACACCAUGGGGUCUAUCUUCACAGCCAGAGCCAGCCCUCCUCGCAGUACCGCAUCAAAGAAUACCCUCUGUAUGUGGAGGGCAGCCCCAACCCGGUGGUGGUGCGCAGCCUGGAGAGCGACCAGGAAGGCCACUACAGCGUAAAGGCUCAGUUCAAGACCUCCAGUUCCUACACAGCCGGGGGACUGUACAAAGAAGCGUGGGGGGGAGGAGAGGAGGGAGGAGAGGGGAGUGGCCGCCUCACACCUUCACGCUCACAGAUCGUACGGACUCCUUCAUUGGGGAGAGAUGGCGGUGGAGGGGGGAGGGCCGCCGUGUCUGAGGAGUUACGGUGUUGGUAUCAGAGAUCGUCUGGGAGUCUGAAGGAAAGGAGUCACUCGCAUUCAGGAUCCACUUCCUCUGAGACUGGGUCGCAGCAAGGCACUCUGGGACAUGGUCGAGGGAGUCGCGUCGGGACUCUCAUCAAGGGCUCGCCAGCUGCGUCCCCGCACAGUCAGCGGAGUAUGACGCCGUCCAGCGAGCACGCAGCCACACCCACACCCCCCUGCAGUCCACAGCACAUCCUCAACUGGAAGGGCGGGUCUUUCAGUGACAGCUGUUUUCUCAGCAGCCCCCUGUGUUCAGAACUGGCAGAUGUGCAGUGGUACGGACAAGACAAGGCCAAACCUGGAACUCUGGUCUGACACUUUCCUACAGCGCCUAAAAAAACAACAACUCCUCAUUGUCCUUUCCUACUGCCUCAUCACUGUCCCUCACUGCUCCCUUCAAAAACCAACCUCAUCCUUGAAGCCCUGCGGGAAAAUACCCCCACCUCUGCGUUCUGCCCGUCUGUCAGAGCUCUGAGGACUGAAAAAGAGCCACUUCAACCAUUUCCCUAUCGCACAACGCCGCCCUUUCUGAAGCACACCGACCACGAGGCAUCAGGAGGAGAGGAGGGAACAACAGAGCACAGCGGAAUAUCAGAGCAGUUCCUCACACUCAACCAACAUCAGCCACAUCUGAUCGGUUACAUAUCACAUCUCGUAGCACUUAGACUACAACAGUGCACUCCCACCCCCUCAGAAGACACUUGCUGGAUUUGAGCCACCUCUUUCAACCAAUUUAUAGACCUCCAGUGACCUUUGCUGCAUUUCUAUGUUACCAUUCCCAUUGUUUGUCUUUUGUCUUGAGUUAUCCAUUUGUUCUUAUCAAAGAGAUGAUGGCAGGCCAACUGCCCCUCAGCUUACUGCAGAUGCUGGAUCAGCAGGCCAUGUCUCUGUUUGUGGGCCUUGACUUCAGCCUGCGCUGAGUUUGCAGAUUCAAAGGAACAUAAUCAGGACGCUGUCUUCAACACCGACUAAGAUGCAGACGAGGAUUUUAGCAUUAGCAAACGCCGUCCAGGUAUGGAAACUGGUCUUCUUGUUCAGACUUGUUUGUGUCUGUCUUUAAGAGCUUUUAGUGCAGAUUUGGGAGAUUUUUCUUUGUCACUUUAAAAACCUGUUCAGUCCUGAAAGCCAGAAUGUUUGGAGCCAUGAUCAGGAUCCCAUCACUGCUGUAGCAACAUCUUUUCUCAUUAAAACAAAUGGUUUGAUGAUAGAUGUUUUUUCAUUUGGACAAUACAUUUUAGCUGCGGGUUUCAGAUGUCAUAAUUUGUUGUUAUGACAACAACAAACCUCUCUGAGUUGUUUUAAUCGAUAGGUUCCGACUUCUUCCGUUUUGGCUCCAAACUGGCAACCUUAAAUCAGGACCCAUCGCUCAAAUGUAACUGGAGAAUUUCUAUGUACCAUCUCCAAAACAUGCUUGUUCUCCACACUAGGUCUGUAAAUUAGCACUACAGCAAACACGGCCAUUAAGCUUAAGCCAUAAAGUGAAACAACAGCGAGAGGACCCUUGGCCAUACUGGGGUAGAGCACAAAAUGAUCAGCCUAUUGAGGGCUGGAAAUGCAAUUAGGUUACUAGGAGCUAGUUUUGAAUUUGCUAGUAACAGCUUCAAUCCAGACAUGGAGGAAAACUGUGGAGUUAACCUUUAAUUUAAGUUUUAUUUCCUCACACAUCUCAGUUCUCUGAUGAUCAGAACAGGGUUAAAAAGCACAUCUGGGUUAGUAUGAAGCUGGUUGGUCUCACGUGUCUUCUUCUUGAUCUGAAAUGACUGAUGGUACAAAAAGUGUUUAGAUAGUUAAUUUUGAGAAUUACAAAAGACGCUGAAGGACUUUCUGUCACAUGGCUUUCUGAGUUGUCCUGAUGUUCGGCUGUGGAGGAGGUAGGACAAAUCUGAGCCCAUACAUUUUGCUGUGUUGUCAUUUAUCUACAUUUUCAAUGAUCUCUCCUAUUUGAGGUAUUUGUCACCACAGUGGGUUCUAAAAAAAGUCAAUCAUAUUCAGAUUAAGUCUCUAAAAAAGCUCUAAACCCGUAGCUACUAUCGAUAGCAAUUUAUGGCUGUAUUUAAUGCAAAUAAAUCUGUUUUCCUAUGAAUUCUUUACCUGCUAGUUGUGUGCUAAAGAACACAAUCUUAUGCAUGUCCUGCAGACCCUCUAACAAAUGACCCCAAAGACAAAUGUUCCAUUUAUUCAAUUUUAUGUCGCAUUGAUCCACUUUAGAUGGUAUUAUGAGCUCCGACCUCAGAGCCUUUUGUGAAGAAGUGUAACGUACUUUCUGUCCUCAUUCGCCCACCGCCUCUGCUCUCUCUCUGUAUGUUUGAAGGGGUGCCGUUCGGUUUGUGUGGGUUUUUUUUAUUUAAGCAUUCACAUUCAUCGUUUGAAAAGCGGGACCCUUUUUCCAUGUUUUGACACUAAAACAACUUUUCCAGGUGCUACAAGAUGACCAGUUACUGCUUUGUCCUUCUAGGGUUUAGACAUUUCUUCAUUAUUACCAAUAGAUUCAAUACCAGAUGUGCAAAAUGAGGCUUAUUUUAACAGGCGGUUUAAUAGUAGACAACCAAAACCAUAGCGCAUGUAACUCCGUUUUAUCAGUUCUCUUCAACUGUAACAAAACAUUUAAGGUGUUGUAGAAAAAAAUGUGGGCUUGAUAACAAAAAAGAAAAGUCAAUUUCCACAGUUAAUUUAUUCUUUUUUCUAUUAAAAAUUUGUAUAGUAACUUUACAUUUUACAAAACUGUGUUGUUGGAAAUUGAUGAUGAAUUUUCAUGAUGAGAAGCCGUGGUGGUUCUUGAGAGUAAGAAAAUAAAUUAUUGAUGAAUGUUCUCAA